AUGAAGGAGCUCGUCAGCCAAGAUGCGCCCAAGAAGAUCAAGCACAUCCAGUUCGGCGUGCUCUCGCAGCAGGACAUUGUCAACAUGUCCGAGAUCGAGAUCACCACGCGCGACCUCUAUACCAUUGGCGAGGCCGAGCGCAAGCCCGUCGCCAACGGCGUCCUCGACCGCCGCCUCGGCAUCUCGGACAAGAACUCGCUCUGCGAGACGUGCCACCUCAAGAUGGCCGACUGCGUAGGCCACUACGGCUACAUCAAGCUCGUCCUCCCCGUCUUCCACGUCGGCUUCUUCAAGCACACCGUAUCCAUCCUCCAGUCGAUCUGCAAAAACUGCGCCCACGUCCUCCUCGAGGAGCCCGACCGCCGCAAGUACCUCCGCCGCUUCCGCCGGCCCAACCUCGAGAACCUGCAGCGCACCCGCACCUUCAAGGAGGUCAACACGCGCGCCCGCAAGGUCCUCUACUGCCCAAAGUGCGGCUACACCAACGGCACCGUCAAGAAGCAGGGGCAGCUCAAGAUUGUCCACGAAAAGUUCCGCGCCAAGAAGACGGCGGCCGAGCUGGAAGAGUUCCGCAGCACCUUCACCACCAACGUCCGCAUGGGCAACGGCGACAUCACGCCGCACCUCAGCAAGGCCCAGGAGGACCUCAACCCGCUCAAGGUCCUCGACCUCUUCAAGCGCAUCUCGGACGAGGACUGCGAGCUGCUCGGCCUGCGCCCCGAGUUUGGGCGGCCCGAGGAGUACAUCUGGCAGUACGUCUGCGUGCCCCCCGUCUGCAUCCGCCCCAGCGUGGCCCAGGACGGCGCCACCAACGAGGACGACGUCACCAUCAAGCUCACCGAGAUCAUCUUCACCAACUCGCUCCUCAAGAUCGGGCUGGUCAAGGGCGGCAAGGGCACCACCACCAGCCAGCUCGUCCAGCAGUGGGACUUCCUCCAGCUCACCGUCGCCCUCUACAUCAACUCGGAGCUGCCGGGCGUGCCCAGCCAGCCCGGGCAGAAGCCCAGCCGCGGCUUCUGCCAGCGGCUCAAGGGCAAGCAGGGCCGCUUCCGCGGCAACCUGUCGGGCAAGCGCGUCGACUUUUCCGGGCGCACCGUCAUCGGGCCGGACCCCAACCUCAAGAUCGACGAGGUGGCCGUGCCGGAGCGCGUGGCCAAGAUCCUCACCUACCCGGAGCGGGUGUUUGUGCACAACAUUGAGCGGAUGCGGCAGGCGGUGCGCAACGGCACCGACGUCCACCCGGGCGCCAACUACCUCCAGGACGGCAAGACGGGCUUCAAGCGCUUCCUCAAGUUCCCCGGCAUGCGCGAGGAGCUGGCGCAGAAGCUGCGCGUCGGCGACAUUGUCGAGCGCCACCUCCGCGACGGCGACAUUGUCCUCUUCAACCGCCAGCCCUCGCUGCACAAGCUGUCGAUCAUGAGCCACCGCGCAAAGGUGCGCCCCUGGCGCACGUUCCGCCUCAACGAGUGCGCGUGCAACCCCUACAACGCCGACUUUGACGGCGACGAGAUGAACCUCCACGUGCCCCAGACCGAGGAGGCGAGGACCGAGGCGACGACGCUCAUGGGCGUCAAGCACAACCUCGUCACGCCGCGCAACGGCGAGCCCAUCAUCGCCGCCAUCCAGGACUUUAUCACGGCGUCGUUCCUCAUCUCGAAGCGCGACCGCUUCUUCGACCGCGCCCAGUUUUCGCAGGUGUGCUCCUACUUUGCCGACGCCGACCUGCAGAUCGACAUCCCGCCGCCGGCGAUCCAGAAGCCCGUGCGCCUCUGGACGGGCAAGCAGGUCAUGGGCUGCCUGAUCCGCCCCAACCGCAGGUCGCCCCACCUCGUCAACCUCGAGGCCCAGUGCCGCACCUUCGAGAAGCCCAAGAACGGCCACCCCAAGGACAUGUCGCCCAACGACGGCUGGCUCGUCAUUGUCAACAGCGAGGUCAUGUGCGGCGUCUUCGACAAGUCGACGGUGGGCGACGGCAAGAAGAACUCGGUGUUUGGCGUCAUGCUGCGCGACUACGGGCCCGACGCCGCCAUCACGGCCAUGAACCGGCUGGCCAAGACGUGCGCCCGCUGGCUCGCCAACCAGGGCUUCUCGCUCGGCAUCAACGACGUCAUCCCCGGCCCGCGGCUGCGCGACAACAAGGACGCCAAGGUCGAGACGGCGUACGCCGAGUGCCUCGACCUCAUCGAAAAGGCCAAGCACGGCAAGCUCGAGAACCUGCCCGGCUGCGACCAGGAGCAGACGCUCGAAAACAUGAUCUCGGGCGUCCUCUCGGCCGUCCGCGCCGACGUCGGCGAGAUCUGCAUGACGGAGCUCAGCCGGCACAAUGCGCCCCUCGUCAUGGCCGUCUGCGGCUCCAAGGGCUCCAAGAUCAACGUGGCCCAGAUGGUGGCGUGCGUCGGGCAGCAGAUCAUUGCCGGCUCGCGUGUCAAGAACGGCUUCCAGGACCGCUCGCUGCCCCACUUCCCCAAAAAGUCCAAGGACCCGCCGUCGCGCGGCUUUGUGCGCAACAGCUUCUUCAGCGGCCUCACGCCGAGCGAGUUCCUCUUCCACGCCAUCUCGGGACGCGAGGGCCUGGUCGACACGGCGGUCAAGACGGCCGAGACGGGCUACAUGGCGCGCCGCCUGAUGAAGGCGCUCGAGGACCUGUCGACGCACUACGACAUCUCGGUGCGCAACUCGGUGGGCACCGUGGUGCAGUUCGUCUACGGCGACGACGGCCUCGACCCGGCCGAGCUCGAGGGCGACGCGCUGCCCGUCGAGUACUUCCGCUCGUGGCGCCACUCGCUCGCCAUCACGCACCACAUCCCCGGCCGCGGCCUGAUGCCCUACGAGAUGGGCGAGAUUGUCGACCGCGAGCUCAACAGCCCGCGCUUCGUCAACACGUGCACGGAAAAGUACCGCGAGCAGGUGCGCAGCUUCCUCUUUGACAACGUCGUCAGGCGCGCCGCCGAGAUCCGCGAGCACUUUGGCAUGUGGCCCGCCCUCGAGCGCAUGGACGAGUGGGACGAGGACACGGACCUGUCGAUGGGCGCCGACAGCGAGCAGCACGCCGUCGUCAACAACAAGACCAAGGUCAAGGAGGCGGCGCUGCUCGAGUUCCUCGACGAGUGCUGGGUCAAGUACAUGAAGGCCCGCGUCGAGCCAGGCUCGGCCGUCGGAGCCGUCGGCGCGCAGUCGAUUGGAGAGCCGGGCACCCAGAUGACGCUCAAGACGUUCCACUUUGCCGGUGUCGCGUCGAUGAACGUGACGCUGGGUGUGCCGCGCAUCAAGGAGAUUAUCAAUGCGGCCAAGACGAUCAACACGCCCAUUAUCUCGGCCAAGCUGGUGAGCGAGCGGAGCGAGACGGCGGCGCGCAUCGUCAAGGGGCGCAUCGAAAAGACGUACCUGGGCGACAUUGCGUCGGUGAUUGAGGAGGCGUGGGCGGCCAACUACACGUACCUGGGCGUGCACAUCGACAUGGACGCGAUCCGCAAGCUGCAGCUCGAGGUGACGCUCAACGACAUCAAGUGGGCGAUUGUCAAUGCGCCCAAGCUCAAGAUCCGCGAGGACAAGAUCCGGGUGGUGCCGAAGCGCAACCGGAUCCGCGUCUACGUCGACGGCGAGUCCAAGGACGGCAAAAACGACGCCUACUACAACCUCAAGGCGCUCAAGCGGGCGCUGCCGUCGAUUGUCGUCAAGGGCAUCUCGACGGCGACGCGGGCCGUCAUCAGCGACGAAAAGGGGCAGCGCAAGCUGCUGGUCGAGGGGUACGGCCUGCUCAAGGUGAUGACGACCGAGGGCGUGGUGGGCACGCAGACGUCGACCAACCACGUCAUGGAGAUGCAGGCGGUGCUGGGCAUCGAGUCGGCGCGCACCUCGGUGUACAACGAGAUUGAGACGACGAUGUCGGCGCACGGCAUGUCGAUUGACCCGCGGCACAUUAUGCUGCUGGCCGACGUCAUGACGUACAAGGGCGAGGUGCUGGGCAUCACGCGGUUCGGCGUGGCCAAGAUGAAGGACAGCGUGCUGAUGCUGGCCAGCUUUGAAAAGACGACCGACCACCUCUUUGACGCGGCCCUCUACGGCAAGUCGGACGAGGUGCGCGGCGUCUCGGAGAGCAUCAUCAUGGGCAACCCGGCCGAGACGGUCGGUACGGGCAUGGCCGCCCUCGUCGUCCCGCGGCCGCCGCUGCCGCCGCGCAGGAGGCUCGUAUUCGACCGGUGA
Messenger RNA from Pseudozyma flocculosa PF-1, 4203 nucleotides. RefSeq lists its product as uncharacterized. Bases 1 to 4203 code for a protein of 1400 amino acids. Gene Ontology annotation, biological process: DNA-templated transcription. The record is from RefSeq and is a predicted model, not a curated record. Gene Ontology annotation, molecular function: DNA binding; DNA-directed RNA polymerase activity. The transcript is spliced from 2 exons. NCBI's taxonomy places the organism in Eukaryota, Fungi, Basidiomycota, Ustilaginomycetes, Ustilaginales, Ustilaginaceae.